AACGUCUUCUGCAACCGCCCAGCAGCACACUCUGCAACCCAUCCUGGAUCUUGUAUCUGUCGCGGCCCUCUGUCUCUUGCGCACCAAUUGGCGUCUGUCUUGCGGCUUUUCUGCAGGUAGUAUACAUCGCUGCACCAACAUCCACACGAGCCCCCUAUACCUUUACGUCUGCCUGGCAUGAGUUCCUUGGGCUUCCUCUACUACGCCGUUCACCCAGCUGAAUUGCGCUCCAUAAUUCAAUGGAAAGUAUGGCACAAUCCAGUACACGAGCGCGACGAAUCAAAGGAACCCGAGUCCCUAAAGCGAUGCUUCCACUUCCUCAACCAAACAAGCCGUAGUUUUGCCGCCGUCAUCCUUGAGUUGCACCCUGAUCUUUUGGUACCCGUCACACUAUUCUACCUAAUCCUGCGUGGUCUCGAUACGAUUGAGGAUGACAUGACCAUCCCCUUGGCCAAGAAGGAGCCUCUCCUACGCAACUUCCAGGAUAUACUGGAACAGGACGGUUGGACAUUUACGGAAAAUGGCCCUAACGAGAAGGACAGGCAGCUUCUGGUCGAGUUCAACGUAGUCAUUGAGGAAUUCAAAAAGAUCAAGCCCGCCUACAAGGACAUCAUCAAGGACAUCACCAGGCGCAUGGGCAACGGAAUGGCAGACUACGCCAACAACGCUGAGUUUAAUGCUGGAGUCAAGACGAUCAAAGAAUACGAGCUGUACUGCCACUACGUCGCGGGCCUGGUUGGUGAGGGAUGCACACGUCUUUUCGUCGAGGCUGGGCUGGCAAAUGCCGCCCUGCUCAAGAGGCCGGAACUCAUGGAGUCCAUGGGCCAGCUCCUCCAGCAGGUCAACAUCACUCGUGACAUCAGAGAGGACUUCGACGACGGCCGCCGGUUCUGGCCCAAGGAGAUCUGGUCCAAGCACGUGGACAAUUUCGAGGACCUGUUCAAGCCGGAAAACAAGGAGAAGGCACUGAAAGCUAGUUCAGAAAUGAUUCUGACGGCGUUGACUCGUGCAGACGACUGCUUGUACUAUCUAGCCGGUCUCCGAGAGCAGAGUGUGUUCAACUUCUGCGCGAUCCCCCAGUCCAUGGCCAUUGCAACUCUGGAAGCCUGUUUCCAGAACUAUGAUCUUUUCCAAAAGAACGUCAAAAUUACCAAGGGCGAGGCUUGCCAGUUGAUGGUCGAAUCUACACAAAACUUGCAGCUUGUCUGUGAGGUUUUUAGGCGGUAUGCUCGCAAGAUUGCGAAGAAGAACAACCCACACGAUCCCAAUUUCUUGAAGAUCAGCAUUACAUUGGGAAAGAUUGAGCAAUUCAUCGAGUCGAUAUUCCCAUCGCAACAGCCUCCACCCGACCGCAAGGCACCAGCCACCAUAGAAGAAGCAAUGAAGAAGCAGAAGGAGGAUGCAGAGGCCAACUGGGACCUGAUCUAUGUUGUCGCGGCUGUGAUUGGAACUGUCCUUGUCAUGACUUCGCUGAUGCUGUUCAUCGCCUACCUCGCAGGCGCCCGCUUCGAUAUUGCCUGGUCUCAGGCCAAGACGGACAUUGGCAAACUUCUAGGCGGAGCAGCUAGUACGGCACCUGCGCAAGUCACUAAAGUCCUGGAGACCGUGGAAAAGAGCGAACUAUAGGAUUUUAUAGUUUCUAUGUUUCGCCAUUAUGUCUGUAUGUAAUUAUAUUAGCCGCCAUGAAUGAGUCAAGGCAGGUAUAGAGAUGGAUCCUAGUAAUUUUAAUUUUGCACGACGAUGGAGGCUGGAUUACAAGUCAUCUGUGAGGUCCUAGCAUGAUAGUUAGGGUA
Molecule: messenger RNA, 1793 nt
Organism: Bipolaris sorokiniana ND90Pr
Lineage: Eukaryota; Fungi; Ascomycota; Dothideomycetes; Pleosporales; Pleosporaceae
Exons: 4
Coding region: 178-1626 (482 amino acids)
Biological process (GO): ergosterol biosynthetic process; farnesyl diphosphate metabolic process
Cellular component (GO): endoplasmic reticulum membrane
Molecular function (GO): squalene synthase [NAD(P)H] activity
Source: RefSeq, a predicted model, not a curated record